This is a messenger RNA of Daldinia childiae, 1749 nucleotides long. RefSeq names its product Phenol 2-monooxygenase. Lineage: Eukaryota; Fungi; Ascomycota; Sordariomycetes; Xylariales; Hypoxylaceae. The record is from RefSeq and is a predicted model, not a curated record. Bases 1 to 1749 code for a protein of 582 amino acids. The transcript is spliced from 2 exons. Gene Ontology annotation, molecular function: FAD binding.
AUGCAGGGAGACGUGGAAUGUGUUGAUGUGCUCAUUAUCGGAGCGGGCCCUGUAGGCCUCAUCACGGCGCUCCAGCUUGCUAAGUUCGGCGGUGUCUCCGUUCGAAUCGUCGAGAAACAUGCCAAGUCUGAUCAAGAUGCGUACGGUCGUGCUAUUACGCUCUUUCCUCGAACAACAGAGAUGCUUGACCAGCUAGGCCUUGCUGAUGAGCUGUUGUCAAGUUGUUUCGCUUGUCGUGAUACGGUUACUUACAAUGCUCAGGGUGAAGAGGUCGACGGUCGUGGGUGGAGUUUCAUGAAACACAUGAAUGAUACAGCGUUCGAUUUCGCACUUGUCCUGAGACAAAAGUUCCAAGAAGAGAUAUUUCGAAACGCGUUGAAGCAGCACGGCGUAUGUGUAACAGCACCGAUAGAGUUGAUCACCGCUUCAGUUGAUAGGAGUAUCCCCGUUGGAGGCCAUAAGGUAACAGCAGUUCUUCUUAACCACCAAAAUGGAGCCUACGAAAUUGUGAAAUGCAAAUACUUGAUUGGUUGUGAUGGAGGACGCUCAUCUGUUCGGCGUAUCUUCAACAUUGCCUUCGAAGGUUCUAUUAGUGAAGAUCAAUGGGUGAGGAUAGAUGGUCAGGUCCAAACUGACUUGCCCAAACCUCGCUCAUACUGCUCAAUCGAGUCUCCAACACAUGGAAACGUGCUUUGGGCUGCCUUGGAUCACGGAGCUACAAGAAUUGGCUAUGCAUUUACUGAUGAUCGGGCCAACGCAUAUCAAGAGUUCGACGAGGCCGCCGCUGUUAAGGAGGCUAUUGCCGCAGUUAAGCCCUUUCGCCUUGAAUUUGAGCGUGUCGAUUGGUGGACAAUCUACACAGUAGGACAGCGCAUAGCCGAAUCCUUCUUCGUCAAAGGCUGUGUCUUUCUUGCCGGAGAUGCCUGCCACACCCACUCAUCAGCCGCAGCGCAAGGAAUGAACACCGGUAUCCACGAUGCUGUGAACCUUGCUUGGAAACUAAGUCUUGUCCUCCGCGGAUGCGCAAAGCCUGAGAUCCUUGAGACAUAUCAUACGGAACGGCUGGUAAAUAUAUCAAAACUUAUCGAGUACGACAGAGAUAUCAGCCAGCUCAUGUCAAAUCAUCUACCUGAGAAAUGGCAAGGUGAUCCAGAUGCCGACAUCAACGUGGUUCUUGCGCAGGUCUUAGAAGAGAUUGGAACUUUUACUAAUGGACUUGGCAUCUCCUAUGAUAUUCAAAAAGAUAACCCCUUAAAUGUAGAGGGUUCGUUUAUCAGCGCGCACCAACUAGUUAAGCCAGGAAUGAGAGGCCCGGAUAUCACACUCCUGCGCCCGGGAACACUCGAGUCAACAAGGUUAAUCCGUGAGCUACCUAAUACCACAAAGUUCAACGUCGUAAUUUUUACGAGCAAUCAAGUACCCGCUAUUCCGAAGGUGGUGUACGACGAUAUAACACGCUCGCUAGCCCUAGAACGACCCGUUCUUAUGAGUUACUUGAAAUUCAUCACAAUUCUCCCCAAGCCUACGCCUUCGCCAUAUGAAAUACUCGGACACGAGCCUAUCGGGCGUGUUUAUUUCGUCAAGGAAGACGGAGCUGCGUACCACCGAUAUGGAAUUGACAUCUCGCGGGGCGCAAUCGUAGUGCUAAGGCCAGACGGCUGGAUUGGUACAAUGAUUGAGUUGGGAAACAGGGCUGCUUGGGAGCUUGAAAGUUAUUUCGACAAAAUUCUCUUCUAUCGUUCGGCUUAG